CGAAGAAGAAGAGGAAGGAGAAGAAGAAGAAAUGAAAGUUUCCAGAAGAGGAGCCAAACAUAAACAUGGAGCCUGAAAUUCACAACGAAAGCGCCACAGAUGCAAGUGACGGAGACGAGAGUGUCAGCUUCUCCCAGGUCACCGCUGUCGUCACCGGGUGGACGUUGGACUUCAUGUUCGUCAGCCUGUGUCGGAGCUUUAGGGAAGGCAAACUCGAAGAGUUCAACGAAACGCUCUCGGCUUUCGAGGCUCUUUCUCAGAGUCCAGCUAUAAAGGGAACACUUCAUGAGGAGAAGAUCAUGAUAUGUGCCUUCCUUGCGAGAGUCAUCCAUGGAAAGCACCUGGAUGUCCAGUUUGAAGAGGAUGCCCAUGUGAUGCCUCUGAUGUCUGCUGCCAAAGUUUGGUCGAACCUAGAGGACACCGUGGCGGACAGUAGUUUGUUCAAAAACAUGACCAUACUUUUGUUUGUCCAGUCCGUGGCUGUGUGCUUGGAGAAAGGCCAAAGAUCUUCUGCCUCCUCUGCCCUCAAGUGGUUUGAAAAAAACAAUGAAUUCCCACAGAGUUUGGGAAUACGGCUGUCGAAAAUCGUGAAGCAGACGGAAACCUACCACCCGUUCCUCAUGAGCUUCAGCUUCAGCCGCCUCCUAGAGACAGUGCAGUCUUUCUUGGAUACAUUCUUGGAGAAGAACCCCUCUGACUAUCUUCUCAAGGCCGCUACAAAGAUGGUCCAGUCAUCAGAGAACAAGGAGGGCUUGGAGGACGUUGUGACACAGGACAGCUCUCUGUCACAAACAACCAACGAAUCAGCGGAUAGAAAGAAAAAGGAGAACCCUGUAUGUUUGAGAACAAAACGGAAGCUGAUGUCAACUAAAAUUAUAGAUGUAUGGAAACCCGAUACAAUCAAGAAGCCUUUUGUCUCCAUCAGAAGAAUUUCAGAGAAAGAAUUGGCUCAAAUGACAUCAGUGAAGUCAGCGGACACCACGAAUAACAACAAAGCGCCAACCACAAGAAAACGACCUGAGAAGUGGACUCGGGAGCUGGACCUACUCCUCAUGGAAGGUGUUAAACGUCAUGGCAAGGGCAAAUGGUGUCUCAUAUUAAAGGAUUAUGACUUUAAAGGGCGCACCGGCACCAUGCUAAAAGACCGCUGGAGGGUUCUGAUGAGGGCACAUUUAGUCAGCUGAAGAGGGACGGUGCCUUUCUAAUUUGUACAGUGUAACACAUGUAAAUAGAAUUUUGACUCUGAUUAAUUCACUGAGCGGGUGCACUAGUUCAACCCCGUGCAGCCCUCGGCUUAAUUACUGAUGAUGUUCCUUUUUGUUAUGGUUGUAGCUCUCUAAAUCUGUCUUAUUAUCUGUAUUUAAAAAAAACAUGGUAUUGUUUUAAUGUUUGGAUUUCCUCCCACUGGCUGAACUGUUAAAGGUCUUCCUAUAUGUUUUGAGUGUGUUGUGGUCUGCUGCUCCUCUGUUUGCGUCAGGGAAAAUGUCACACCACCAGAGGGCGCUCAACACAGAACAAGUAAUUGGUCUUUCUCCCUCAGUGAUGGAGAACAUUUCGUUUCAUCUUGGUCCAUUUUCUUUUUUCCUUUAAAAUAAUGCCACAGUGCAAGUGUAAAUAUAUUUUUGUAAGUUUUAAAUUUUAAGUUAAAUAUUUUUGCAAGAAAAUUGUUUAAAUAAAUGGAUUCAGCUGUUGCUUGUUCAAAGA
Molecule: messenger RNA, 1704 nt
Organism: Acanthopagrus latus (yellowfin seabream)
Lineage: Eukaryota; Metazoa; Chordata; Actinopteri; Spariformes; Sparidae
Gene: terf1
Product: telomeric repeat binding factor (NIMA-interacting) 1
Exons: 10
Coding region: 66-1184 (372 amino acids)
Biological process (GO): telomere maintenance
Cellular component (GO): nucleus; chromosome, telomeric region
Molecular function (GO): telomeric repeat DNA binding; protein homodimerization activity
Source: RefSeq, a predicted model, not a curated record